CGCUUUGCCAAAAAACUUUCGACCAUUAGUUUGUCAGCAGCCCAGUCUAGGAUUACUACGUAACGCGUAACAUUAGCUGCCACCAUGGGGGUUUCCGUUUGGCUUUUGGGGUUGCUUUGUGUGGGCUCUGCUUUGCUAGAGACAGCCGUAUCCCAAGACAGUUUGCCGAUCAUCGUUGCGAGACAACGAACUGUUGUGAAUCUCUCAGAUGAUUCAGAUGACACAACCUUGUUCAGUUGCGAUGGGGAAGACCGUAUUGUUUGUGGCAGUUGCUCGAAAGUGAUGAUCUGCAACUACCAAAAACAGAUGGUCGGUUCGUACGAGUGUAGCUCGAUCGAUCCGCAGCGUCCGUACUGUACUGGCAAAGGAGUUUGUUCAAAAACCACCGAUUGCGAGAUUCCAAGUGAACUGUGCCCCACGCCAAACUACUUUUAUCCGGUACCGAGCAACUGCAGUGAGGUAGUUUACUGUGGCCCCAAGCGGGAAGAAACCAAGGUUUCUGCCCCAUCCACUGCGUACAUUUUUGAUUUUAAAAUUCAAAAAUGGACCCUUCGCAAAACGGCUGCCGACUGCUUCCAGCUCAACUGUGGCGCUGCUAUAAUGCUGAACAAAUUUUUCGCAUACAAACCAAAUCCUCGGCUCUAUUUUUACUGCACGACAGGCGGUCCAAUGACAUUCACAUGCGACACAAAUGAGGUAUUCAACGAGGCGAAGCGGGAGUGCGAGUUUGGUUGCACCACGGAAGGAGAUUUCCCCAUAACUGGCGUAAAUGAUCGCUACUACGCGUGCUUGUUAGGCCCGAAUGGAGUGCUGCAAAAGUUCGAGCUGUCUUGCCCUCCAGGUCAGCUAUUCGAUGGUACGAAAUGCGGUGCACCAUCGAGCGUGCCUGAAGAAAAUUGAGCAGUUGAUGUAACCACGUGAUGAUCUGAAGGUACACUUCAUACGACGUACAGGAUUGAUCAUAUCCGCGAGGAAGCUUAAUUGCUUGAACAAUAAUAGGUGGUAAUAGAUUUAGGAUUUGAAAGAUAAAGCUUGAAAAAGAUGGAAAUGAAGGAAAAAGCGCUUCUGUGUCGAA
This is a messenger RNA of Anopheles stephensi (Asian malaria mosquito), 1075 nucleotides long. RefSeq lists its product as uncharacterized. The coding region runs from base 85 to 900 and encodes 271 amino acids. Gene Ontology annotation, cellular component: extracellular region. NCBI's taxonomy places the organism in Eukaryota, Metazoa, Arthropoda, Insecta, Diptera, Culicidae. Gene Ontology annotation, molecular function: chitin binding. The transcript has 5 exons. The record is from RefSeq and is a predicted model, not a curated record.